This is a messenger RNA of Aptenodytes forsteri (emperor penguin), 3118 nucleotides long. It is a transcript of the gene TACSTD2, whose product is annotated as tumor-associated calcium signal transducer 2. Lineage: Eukaryota; Metazoa; Chordata; Aves; Sphenisciformes; Spheniscidae. The record is from RefSeq and is a predicted model, not a curated record. Gene Ontology annotation, cellular component: membrane.
GAAGAGACAAUGCAGUUUUUAAUUAAGGUAACAACGAGAAUCUUCACCAGUAGGGAAAACAGACCGUGUCGUUUUGUUACCUAUGGUUUUCCUUCCAUGUGUUACUUUUGACAAACAAGUUAAUUUUUCUCCACUGUAAGUGUCCGUAAAAAGGGGAAACUGUCAAAUGAUAAUAUGAGGCUGAGACCAAACGUGAAUGUCUGUAAACAUCAUAAAAGCAAAGUGCUAUUUACCAAAGUCCUGUUACUGCCCAUCCAUGUGGUGCUUUCUAAGCACAAGGGCAGCACAUCUCUCAGCCGUAUAGAAAUUGCCAUCGCUUCACUGAAGCCGGUUGUGAGCUGUAAGUUCACAGCAGUUGAGGCUCUGUCCUCCAGAGAGAAGAAAAAUCAAAACCUACCCUCUCUAAAGUUCGUGAUGUGCAAUAAAAUAAAGACAAGAUACGAGUAUGUAGGUGAGAGUUAAAUGGAUUUUGACUUUGAAGGAGGGAUGUGAAAUUAAAAAAAAAAAAAAAGGCAGAUUAUUAUAGGUAAAUGACUUAGUAACUCCCCGUUUUUAAUUUCUAAACUAUUAUCAAAGAAUUGUCAAUAUGACAACUUGAAAUACCUAGCAAUUUUUAUCAUCAUUUUAAUUGUAGAUCUCAAUUAUUUUCUAAGAAAGGUAACUACUGUUAUUUUUAUCUGAAGGAAGGGGAAAUGGAGAGGUGUGAUAAUGUGCUAUAAAGGAGCCAGGAAUAAUUUGAAGAACUUGUCUCAUCUUUGCUCCCUUAAGUAGCAUGUGUUUCUGUGGCUUAUUUAGAAAUAGGUCUAGCUGCAAAGUUCAACUCCAGACUGUGCCCUUCUCUAGUGGUAGAGGGUAUUUACAUCUGGAGCUCUAAUUUUAAACCUAUACUGUUUUAUAAAUGACUUGCUGGCAGCCAGGCUAACUUCCUACUGUUCACACAGAUGCAAGCCGUCACUACAAGUAGCCCAGCUUGCACUGAUUUGAAGCAGGGCAGGCCCUCAGGAAAACAGCAGCACAGGUAAAAGGAGCUGACCACAAGGCAGUGUGCAAGUUGUGUGGAUGGGAGAAUGGUGUAUACACUGUUCUGUGGUUGUUACUGGUCCCAAAAUAAUGAUUUAUAAAGUGUCUGACAAAUCAGAUGAAUGGGACUUGCUUAAUGCAAACUGGAAAAUAUCUUUCAGCUACUGCCAAAACCCAUGGAAAGGGUAACUCAUGCUUUGUAGAUCAUUAGGACACUUGGGACCUACUGGAGUGUACUGCGAAAGGCAUUACUCAAAGUUCAGAUUGAAAAAUUUCUUCAGAAACAGCUAACAACUUUGUAGGGGUAAUGCAAGCAUAAAAAUCAUCAUUCCUAGUACUGCCUUGGGAUGAGUAUGUGCCAAAGGAAACGGGGGAGAGAAGCUUUCCAUGCUGGAAGAUGAGACUCUGCUCCUGUGCUCUGUAAGUAGGAGAGCAGCCAUCAAACUGAUGAACAGUUGUUCCUCCUGAACUGGCAGCUAUUCCAGGCAGCAUACAUAAAACUCUAGAAGGCUUUGUUUUAUAAAUAUACGCAAGUAGAAAGGAGGAAGUCCAUAACUGAUAACAAUCUAGACAGUGGAAUAAUACAGAUUCUGUGUGAUGGAAGAUGCAGGAAAAACCAUGAUGGAAGUGGAGGAAUAGGAUUUCUUCCAACAGAAAUGGGAGAAAUUCCUUAAACAUGCAUUUACAUAGUCCAUAAAAAGUCUAAAGAAGGAAAAGGGCAAGCUGCUUGUGCUUUAAUCCAUAAGGGAAGCCCAAGGUAUGGCCUUCAGAUUGGCUUUUGUCUCUUCCCUGUUGUUUCCUCAUCAAGUAAGAGGGAUCACAGGCAUCUGGAGGCAGGCAUUGGUGCCGCUCUCUGAGAAGUAACAGAUGAAAGUGCAGCUUGUUGACUUCCCUAGGAUUUGGGUAUCAGAUGGCAGUCAUUUCAGAUAUUGCCUGCUAUCACUUGGGACUUUAUCCAUGCUUUUCACCUGCAAUAUGGAGCCUCUGUCUGAGGUUUUGCUGGGUUUGAUUCUGGCGGUAGCUUCAUCAGCACAGAACAACGGUGGUACCUGUGCAACCAACAAGUGGGUGGUAUGUGCGCAGGACGGAUCUGGGAACCGCACCUGCACGCUGGUAUGUUCAAAUCACAAGGUAGACUGUUCAACACUGACUUCAGAAUGCUUGCUGAUGAAGGCAGAAAUGAUCCCCCUGAAGGAGAAGCACUUCUGGGACCAUCCCCAUGGGCUGUUAGAUAAUGAUGGCAUUUACAAUCCAGACUGUGAGAACAGUGGUAUCUUCAAAGCCAGGCAGUGCAAUCAAACCAGUACUUGCUGGUGUGUGGACACUGCUGGAGUAAGAAGAACCAAAAAGGGUGACAAAAGUUUGAGUUGCAGUGAACUGUUUAGAACAAGCUGGAUCUACAUUGAACUGAAGCACAAAAAAAGGUCCAGUGCCUUUGAUGUUCCCGAUCUAGCAAAUGCCCUGAAACAUCUGUUUGAGAGCUGACACAAACUGCAUCCCAGGUACAUUGCAGCCGUUAAGUAUGAUUCCCCAGUUAUCCAAAUCCGCCUGAACCAGAAUGACUCUGAGAAAUCUAGGUGUGAUGUAGAUAAAGCUGAUGUAGCCUAUUACUUUGAAAAAGAUGUAAAAGAUGACUCCCUAUUUCAUUCUAACAGUACAUUAACUAUCUCUGUCAAUAGAGAUGCUCUGGAUAUUGAAAAAAUAACAAUUUACUAUGUUGAUGAAAAGCCACCAGAGUUUUGUAUGAGACAACUGGUUGCUGGCGUUAGUGCUGCGGUGACAGUGGUGAUACUGACUGCUGACUUUGGUGUCACUGUGCUGGUUAUUCUGAGGUGGCUGCGGACGAGAAAAUAUGAGAAAGUUGAGAUUAAGGAAAUGGGUGAAAUAAAAGCACCGAGCUUACAGCUGCCCUGAUCUGAAAAAAGAAAGGCAUCUGAAAAAAGAAAGGCAACAACAGGAGGGGGAAAAAAAAAAAAAGGCACAAAAUACAAGUAGCAAACAGACUCAGUGUAUGUGGAUGGAUUUGGAGAGCCUUUUUCCUUUCUACAGGAAUUUGUACAGUGAUGGUUCUAAAUUAUUCUAGUUGAGUAAGAAUGAC